This is a messenger RNA of Bathycoccus prasinos, 948 nucleotides long. RefSeq lists its product with no specific name. Lineage: Eukaryota; Viridiplantae; Chlorophyta; Mamiellophyceae; Mamiellales; Bathycoccaceae. The coding region runs from base 1 to 948 and encodes 315 amino acids. The transcript has a single exon. The record is from RefSeq and is a predicted model, not a curated record.
AUGCGCGGGUUUAACUCGUCGCACUUCGUUCCUCCUCCUCCUCCUUUUCCUCCUCCUCCUCCUUUUCCUCCUCCUCCUCCUUUUCCUCCUCACGAAGAAGAAGAAGAAGAAGAAGAAAAACCGCAGGUUGUUCUUCGUUCCGUGUGCCCGAACUGUCAGCACGCGACGACGAAAACGAUAUCGACGACGACGCAGAGAAGAAGACAAAGAAGAAGGGAAGAAGAAGAAGACGACGAAGACGACGAAGAAGACGGAGACAACAACGAAGGGUGUCCUCUUCAGCUCUGCGAAAAGUGCAAGUAUAUUUUCCUGACCAAAGGACACGAGGAGAACGCAGACCCAGAAGCGCCGAUCAAAAGUCUUCUUCUGUCAGAAGGAGAAAAAGAAGAAGAAUGUAAAGGGAAAAAAAUACACGCGAAUCGGAUGCUGUUUUUCGCGUGCGGGAACUGCGAGGCAAUGUUAUCUUUACCUGAACUCGUCGCCAGAGACUGCGUGGUGGAGGAGAGUAAACUGGUCGUGUGCGGGGCGUGCGAAGAGUUGACAAUUAUGGGCGGGUUUUCGAAUUCGUCGCGUUUGGCUGCGGGGGCGCACCAGCGACAGCGGCGGAUGCCGACGAUGCCAAUGAUGCAGCCGCAACCGGUGCAACCGCCACCGGCGGGGAUGGUGAUGAUGAUGAUGCCGGGGAUGAUGUUUGGUGGUGGUGGUGGUCAUUGUGCGUAUCCUAACGCGUUUGGUGGGGUUCCGUUUGGUACAGGUAUGCCCCAGCCGAGACAGCCCUACUCGCCGCCGCCGCCGCUGUCUUCUAUGUUUCCUCCUCUUUCGCAAGAGAACGAGGUGGGUUCAAACGAAGUACACCAAGGAGAGAAUGCGCCGCCGUACUUCCAGUUGUCACGAGCCGAGCAAUCUUUUCGCGACGCGACGAACCAAAACCAAAAGAGAAAGUAUUGA